CAAAGAUAAGUGAACGCAUACCUCAUGACCGCUCUUGUCACCAAUACGGAGGAAGGUAUCGAAGCGAUCUGGGAUUUUUAAGGUUCUUAAAUGGAAAACUAUGGUUUGUCUCUUCUCGAAGAAGCACACGAGGAGUUCAACAAGAAAAACUUUAAUAAAGCAGAAGAUUUAUAUACGAAAUUCAUUGCAUCGUGUAGGCAGGCGAGAAAACAUGAUGCGAAUAACCUUGCUGUCGCUUUAAACAACCGCGGUCAGAUUAAGUACUUGAGGGUUGACUUUUAUGAAGCAAUGGAAGACUACAGCUCCGCGAUAGAGUCAAACGGCCUUUUCGAGGUGCCCUUCUACAACAGAGGACUCAUACAAUACAGACUGGGUUUUUUCGAAGAGGCAGAAAGAGACUUCAGGAAGGCACUGGAACUGAACUGUAAUUUUGAAGAUGCCAAACUGAGUUUAAAACAAACAAUAAUUGACCGGGAAGAAAGGAUUAAAAGAGACUACAGACAAUUGGAGAAUUUGUAAACACGUUACAAUGGAAAUGGCAUUUAAAAUAGUGUUUUACAAUCGCUACUUGUGCCUUAUAGUUUAAGAUGUCCAUGCCAUUGGACAUCAUGUAAAAAAACAAUCACUAUGGUGGGAAGUACAGCUUAAUUCUGGGAGGGUUUAAAAUUAGCACAGACCUAUUCUUGUAUUUUUAAUUUGUAUGUAGUCUGUACCCCAGGGCAUCUCACUGGCCAACACUGUAGGCUCCCACUUUUUGGUUUGUGGACUGAUGUUCACAUUCAAAUGUUUAAAACCAAAGCAAGUCUUUUUCAAAAUAGACCCAUUUUGUUCUGUAAAACUUAAAAUAAAAACUACCCUUUGGAA
Messenger RNA from Brienomyrus brachyistius, 864 nucleotides. It is a transcript of the gene ttc32, whose product is annotated as tetratricopeptide repeat domain 32. The coding region runs from base 91 to 519 and encodes 142 amino acids. Gene Ontology annotation, molecular function: protein binding. NCBI's taxonomy places the organism in Eukaryota, Metazoa, Chordata, Actinopteri, Osteoglossiformes, Mormyridae. The record is from RefSeq and is a predicted model, not a curated record. The transcript is spliced from 3 exons.